AUGUCUUUCGAUAGAAUCAGAAAGAGCUUCAAAUCCUUUCUAGGUUUUAAUACUAGUCCUUAAAUUGAACAUUCCUCUCAUGUAUCCAUAUCUAUUCCUCAAGAAUACAACUCCUCAAAUUCUUAAUGCAUUAUCAAUAAUAAAUUUGUUUAAAUUGAAAAAAAGGAACAACGUAUCAAUCCUUACAAAAGAUCCAUUGACCGCCUUAAUGAUUAUUAUAAAAAUAUAGUCAAAGGAACUGAUUUCUCUAAAUGCCCUACAAUCUAAUAUUCAAAUAAUCAAGAUGAAGUAAUAUUGCUCUCUAUUAACUUUCAAGAAACCUGUUAUUGAUCACAAAAUUAAUAACCCUAGAUGGAAGAGAGAAGAAUUUUCAUAAAAUUGCUCCUCUCAAAGUUAAAGAUACAAUUCAAAUUAUGAAAUACCUAAUCCUAGUUUUUUUUAAAUUCCAUCAAAAACAACUAAAAAUUAAGCUUAUGAUUCUUAAAUCCUUUCAUAAUCAAGAGAAAAAUAAGCAUCCAUAAACUUUUAAAAAAAACAAUUUCUUUCCUAUUUGGAAGAUAAACCUAUCCAAUUUAAAGAAUUCAACGAGAACCCUACAAUUGAAGAAAAAAAAAAAAAAUCGUCAUAAAUCUCAAUCAGAAGAGCAGAGAGCAUCUCAUUAGAUGACUUAGAUAAUCCUAUUGUUGAUAAAGGAAGACAGACUAUCCAAAAACCAGAAAACAAUAAAAACCAAUAUGAUGAAGACAAUUUAAAUACAUCUGAAUCUAUAAUUAUAAAAAAAUAGCCAAUAUCAAAAUUUAAUAAGUUAAAUAAAUAAGAACCAGAGUACAAUCCCUAUAUACCAUUAAUAGAAACUAAACCAAUUUCGCCUACCUCCUUUCAAAAUAAAGAAGAAUAAUUAAAGUUACCAAACAAAUAAUAAUCAGAUAAAAUUAUUAAGAUUCCAGAUGAAUAAAUAAAGUAAGUUUAACUAUAACCACCAUCAAUUCAAACAAAUUAAGAACAAUCUGAUAUGAUCAAAUAAGACCCUAUUAUUUAAUAAAAAAUAGAACCAUAAAUAUAACAGCCAGCUAUUGAAGUUAAUCCCUUUACUUCUAAUAUUGAAAAUCCACUCUUUAAUGCUCCUUGGCUUACUAAUCAGCAACCUAUACAAAAUUAAAAUUAAUCAACAUUUAAUCUAUUUUAAUCAUAACCAUUAUAAAAUGAGUUUUAGCCUCCUUUCAUUUAGUAACAAUAAUAAGCUGUCUUUCCAUUUUAGAAUUAGACAUAAUCAUAAUAAUAACAAAAUGCAUUUUCAAAUGAGAAUAAUUUUUUUUCUUAGUAAGUAUAACCAGCUUCAAAUUAAUUUAUUACAAAUUAAAUGAGUUAAAACUUUUUUAAUUAACCCAAUCAAUUUUAAUCCUAAUCACCAUUUUAACAAAACCAAUCAUUUUAAUAAAGUUAAUAAUCCUAUAAAAAUGAAAUUUAUGGAUUUAACUAAUAAAAUAAUAAAACUUUAAAUGAUAUUAGUAAUAAUAAUAACAAUAAUAAUAAUAAUAAUUUUUUAUUUUAAACCAAUUCUUUGGGUGGAGGUUCAUUUUCAGCUGAUGAUUAAAAUAAACCUCGCACUAUUGAUUUAUUUUCAGCCUAGCCAGUUUAGAAUUCAUAAAGCUCUAUAAUGAAUUAAAGUUAGGCAGUUAAUUUAUUUUCUUUAGAUUAAAAUACUUCUGCAUAGUAACAAACAAAUAAAGAAUCUGAUAGAUAUAAAAACAAAUUUAAAUAAAAUACUGUUAAAAAUUAUGUUGGUACAAAAAGAUUAGAAUGA
Messenger RNA from Paramecium sonneborni, 1804 nucleotides. Lineage: Eukaryota; Ciliophora; Oligohymenophorea; Peniculida; Parameciidae. The record is from the annotation of a GenBank genome assembly.